AUGUUGCAGUCUAUAGAUACCGUAAGGACAGGCUUUCUUUGUCCACAAUGCCACCAGGAUAUGUCAAAUAUGGAAAUGCUACAAGUACAUUUUCAGAAUGUGCAUACGAAGCAACUAUCGGCUUCGACUGCCAGCAAAAGUUUCUUUUCAUUUGCAAAACAAAAACUGAAGAGUGUGCAAGGUAGUUUUCAGACUCCGACCGAGCCAUCAAAGCCUCAUGCUCAAUAUUUUUCAUCUGACUCGAACAACAGACAACAGUUUAUCGGAUAUUCGAUUUCGCAUGACGAACUACUACGAACGAUACGGAAAAAGAAGCACGAUGAAUUCUUUCAUCGAACCGAUCAGCUGUUACUGCAUACUCGAUUGUUAACUACUAAGAAUGAAUACAUUCCACUGAAUAAAGAUACAAAAGAACGUCGAAAAUACGAACAGGGUAUUGUAUCAUGGACAGAAAAUUCUGUUGCCUCACAAUGCGCGUCCUGUUCAAAAACAUUUGGCAUUUCGAAACGAAAACAUCAUUGUCGUUUAGAUGGUCGAGUUAUAUGCAGUCAGUGCUCUCGAUUGUUACCAUUUUCCGUUGCACAAGAUCUCAUCGAUCCAACUGUGUCUCCACUAUCAUCGACAGCAAAUACAGUUAUGUUGCAAAGAUUGGUCAAUCUCACCAGUCUAAUACCAUCGGCGAUGAUUCAGGAUGCAUCGAAUGAAGAUAAUCUACGAAUUUGCAUACGUUGCGAGUUUAUUUUACAGAAAUAUCAUAAUCAAAUUCGCUAUAAACAUAUUCCGGUCGAUCAAAUAUUUUCUCUCUAUGAAAAAAUUAUUCAAGCGGAAAAGCAAUACAAAUCGAUUCAGUCGAAAUAUACAACAAUAAUCGAGUCCCUUCUAAAUGGAAAUACACAAUACCAACUGGUCGAUGCUCAACGCAUCUAUCGAGAAUUGAGUAUUCACUAUGAUAAAAUUGAUUCCGUUUCGAAAUCAAUUAGUAAGUUGGCUGAAGGCGAUUCGACUACACCAGUGAGUAAUCGUUAUGCAGCACUCUGUCGGAAUAUUCGAACCUAUUCUAUACAAAUGAUGCAGAAUUUUUCGAUCUCGAUAAGACGUUUACCUACUGAGGAUGAUCUUAGACGCAUCCGCGAAGAGAAAAAACGAUCCGAAGAUGAACGAAUGGUGGAAUGUGCGGCAAAGAUACUAGGAAUGAAGGACAAUUUAAUAGAGAUACCACCCGAGCUCGAACCAUUUGUCCAGCAAUACUAUCGUGUUACACAAUUUCUCGAAGAAGCACGACUCGCUGGUCAUCUGGAUGAAGUCCAGGCAUUAGAAAAGAAUUUGAAGGAACUUGAAAAAGCAAUACGUAUGGUUCAACUAAAUUGA
Molecule: messenger RNA, 1368 nt
Organism: Adineta ricciae
Lineage: Eukaryota; Metazoa; Rotifera; Eurotatoria; Adinetida; Adinetidae
Source: the annotation of a GenBank genome assembly